AUGAUGGCUGCCAGCAAUACAGAGCAAGAGAACGGAAUCUAUACGCAGAACGGCCAAGGGCAAAAGUCGCUAUCGCCUCAACCUCAGCAUCGUCGCGGUUAUCAGGCCUGCGACCCUUGCCGCAAGCGCAAGGUCAAAUGUGACCUUGGCAGUGUCGAUAACCCUCGUCCCCCUCCGUGUGUACGAUGUCGUCGCGAAAGCAAACGAUGCGAGUUCUCCGCGACCAGGCGCAAGCGGAAACCCUCCGAGAUCGACGACAGCGCCGAUGGGGUUCUCCUCCGUGACAAGCGCAUGAUGGUCGCUGACGCGGCUCCCAACGGUUCUUCGCCGGAUGGGUCUUACAGCGCACGACCAGAGCCGACAUCGCUCGAUGGUGACAGUCUACAUUCGCGACAGAAGUGGUCCGAGGGACCUCCUCCAGCACCUAAUCAAAUACCACACGCCGAUGCCGGUCAACGAUACGGCACUAAUCAACCUACCUCCUCUACUUCACAGUUCCAGGAUGCCAGACCCGUGCGCCCUCCCAUGUGGCCGCUCGGCGAGCGCCCUGGAUUGAGCUUUGGUCUUGAGGGAAGCCAGCCCAUGAUGAAUCGCACCGCCGUUGAGCUGUUGUCACCUGCGAUCAGCAACAGUCAUGAUGCUCUGCACUUACUGUCCGAAGCGGCAGGGCGGACGGAGGAUCUCAAUCGUCAGAGCCUCGAGAAUCGAUACGCCGCGCGGCGGUCGGUUUCGUCCUUCAAUUCUCCGAUGUCUCCCAUGACACAGGCUGGGACUCCUAGAAGCGGAGGCAGCUCCUUCCCGCGAGCGCCUCGAUCCGGUACCAUGCCCGUGGGUAACUUCUAUAAUACGGGAGGAUCGGGUUCCGUGGAUCACCCAAAUUCGGAUACUCGCGAUCACAAUGAACCUAUGGAUAACUUGCAGGAUCCAGGGUUCGUCGAUGCGGUCAGAGCUUGGUCACGUCUGCGAUUUGUUCGAGCAGGUUGGCUCACAGUGGAAGAAUCCAUGGCAUAUGUGGCAUACUACUAUGAACACCUUGCUCCGCUGAGCCCUAUCGUCAUUCCUGAUUUCUCACAUCCAUCGACACAUCGCACCCUUCUCACUGAUGAGCCUGUACUGGCUGUUACUAUUCUUACAACGGCAUCUCGGCAUAUGAAACCCAAGGGUGAUGGGGCAUAUACCCGGGCAUUCUACAUUCAUGAUCGACUCUGGUCUUACCUUCGAGGAAUGAUUGAGCGUCUUUUCUGGGGCCAAGAGAAGUUCGGCGGAAACGGCAUUGGAAUCAGCAAGCCUCGGUCGUUUGACCUGGCCCCGAGUGCAGCCAAAGUGAGUCUCAAAGGAAACUUGAGAUCUCUAGGCAGUAUCGAGGCGCUCUUGAUCCUCACGGACUGGCACCCCAGAAAUCUGCACUUCCCCCCUGGUGAUGAUGAAAAUACACUCUUGGACUUGGACGCGCACGCUCAAACUCGCCUUGAGAAGGAGGUCGAGCAUGAUGGUGAGCCAACGCACCAUCGGGCCUCUCAAAUGUCAGGCGAGGGGAGACUCGCCUUCCAGAAGUGGUUGGAGCCCGCUUGGCGGUCUGAUCGGAUGUCCUGGAUGCUGUUGAGCACCGCACAAGCGCUGGCUUUUGAGCUGGGAGUUUUUGAUCAUAAGAGCGAAGCGAAGACUGCGAAUGACACUCCUGCUGAACAGACACGAAAACGUCGACUUCGGCGCCUGAUUCUCGUUUACAUCACGCAGAGCAGCGGCCGUCUGGGAAUUCCUUCUAUGCUUCCAUUGCCACAGUGGACUAAUGACAUCCAACCAACUCCUGUGUCAACUUCAAAAGGUGGUGAUACAACUAUUGAUCGGAUGCAUGACUGCUGGAUUGGGAUCACCAAGAUCAUGUAUCAGAGCAAUCAGCUGUUGUUCGCAUCUAAUGAACAGACAUCAGAACUGAUUAGGAGUGGACGAUAUCGUGACCAGAUUGAUCGAUUUCAGCCCUUUCUACGAGAAUGGCGGAAUAACAUCGACACGAUUGACCUCGCACCUGCCAUGCGGCACAUCUUGAUGAUUGAAUACGAAUAUACCCGCGUUUAUGUCAAUUCAUUAGCUCUGCAAGCAGUCGUGGACCGUUGGACCACAAUGUCCAACGAGGCUGCCCAGGCUCAGAACGGAAGACCGGGCACUGGUCCCUCGUCGAACAAUUGGUUUCACAUGCUCAUGGAGCUGUACCGUGUCAACGAGCAAUACAUUCAGGAAGUUGUCGAUGCGUCACGUCGGAUCCUGCAAACCGUACUGGAUGACCUGGUUCCUGGAGAUCACCUCAAGCACGCUCCUGUGCGGACAUGCUUCCGGAUUCUGUCUGGCAUGAUCUUCAUCCUCAAGACAUUCACCCUUGGAGCGAAAGAGGAUGAUGUGCGUGUAUCGCUGGACCUUCAGGAUCGAACGGUGGAAGCGUUGAGGACAUGUGUCGUCGACGAUGUCCACCUCAGUCACGCCAUUGCUCGGUUGGUGGAAAUGCUUACGACCAGCAUUCGCACCAGAUUCCUUCGAUUUGCCCCGUUGGACCGAGGUGGUGAUGGUGACGGUCAAGAUCGCACCUCUGCACCGGUCUCCAGGCACCAGUCACCGCGUCCUCGCGAUGGCGCGCAAGACCGUCGGGAUGGAUCGAACCAUGCAUGGACACCGGGCCACAGCGCAGCACAGAAUAUUGGCUACGUUGAUGGCAAUAAUGCGACGAGUACUACAAUGGGAUCAGGGCAUGAUCCGCUGGCAGCCAUCCCAGCGCAGCCGAUCAAUUCUUCGAAUAUUAAUGUCUCAUUCAUGCCUCCACCACCGUCGGUGUACCAUAAUUACUAUGAGCCGCACUCAUCGCCUCCUGCUGGAGGGAUGGAAGGCUCGAAUGUUCCGUCACAAUCAAUGAAUGAUCAUUCCGGCACCUCCGGCGGGCUUCCGGACUGGUUUGCGCUUCCGCUCGAUCAUUUCUUCAACAGUUCGACGGCCGUUGUUGAUCACGGCCUCGGAGGAACAGGGCCAAUGGUGGGCGAGUUUGACAUGCUUGAAGUCCUGCUCAACGAGCAAUACGACGGCACGGGCGACGGCCUCGAUUCAGCGGGGCGCGACGGUCUUCCGUCCCAGUUCCUGCAGUCUUAG
Messenger RNA from Aspergillus pseudoviridinutans, 3132 nucleotides. RefSeq lists its product as uncharacterized. Gene Ontology annotation, biological process: aromatic amino acid catabolic process; positive regulation of transcription by RNA polymerase II. The transcript is spliced from 6 exons. Lineage: Eukaryota; Fungi; Ascomycota; Eurotiomycetes; Eurotiales; Aspergillaceae. Bases 1 to 3132 code for a protein of 1043 amino acids. The record is from RefSeq and is a predicted model, not a curated record. Gene Ontology annotation, cellular component: nucleus. Gene Ontology annotation, molecular function: DNA-binding transcription factor activity, RNA polymerase II-specific; zinc ion binding.